UGAAAUAUAUUCAAUAUGGGUAGAUCUUUUUAAAUCGCCCAAAAUAGUAUAUGGGACUAACAUUAUGAAAUGGAUGGAGUAUUUUUACUUAAUACAAAAUUCCUAAAUUUGGAAUGCCAAUUGAAAAAUACAAUAAUUCAUCACCUAAAAUUCUUACUACGGGAGGAACCAUAGAUAAAAAUAUAAAGUAGUUGUUGAUGAUUAAAUGUCAUCUUUGUACCCAACAAAUCAACAUCGAUUUCAUCCCACAUUAAAAAAAAAAUACCCCAAAUUCAAAUGUAAAUAUUUAUACUUUAUAUGAAAUUGAGUACUAAGAGAUCAAUUUAAAACAUGGGAGAUGCAGAGUUAGAGGCAAGGCAGUGUUUAAUUAACCCAGAAUAUGAUCCAUUACCAACUUCUCUUUUAAGGUGUUUGUAUGUUGGUCACUUCUUAUCAAGAUGGAGUGCUAGAAUGUGGGAAUUCUCUGUGGCUUUAUAUAUGAUUAACAUCUGGCCAGACUCAUUGCUUCUGACGGCGCUAUAUGGAGUUGUAGAAUCAGCUUCUGUUGCGCUCUUUGGUCCUAUUAUUGGGGAAUGGGUGAACACACUGGCUUAUGUCAAGGUUCUUCAGCUUUGGACAGUGUCACAGAAUCUGUCAUUUAUAGCUGCUGGAGUCGCAGUAAUGGUUUUACUUGUCUACUCGAGUUUAAAGAGCAUAAUCUUUACGCCACUUGUUUUGGUAACUUAUCUCUCAGGAGCUGUUGCAGUGCUUUCAACCCUUGCAGGAACCAUCUUGAUUGAAAGAGAAUGGGUUGUUGUGAUGUCAGAAGACCAGCCUACUGGAGUAUUAGCAAAGUUAAAUUCAGUUCUUAGAAGAAUUGACCUGGUUUGCAAAUUAUGUGCUCCAGUGGUUUCUGGUUUUAUUGUAAGCUUUGUAUCAUUGACAGCAUCAGCUAUAUUUUUGGCCCUUUGGAAUGUGGUAUCUGUGUGUGUUGAAUACUGGUUACUUAGCUCUGUAUAUGAGGGGAUUCCAGCUCUGCGUUUGAAAGAUAGCAAUAGAAAGCAGAACCCAUCUUCUGAUCCUGAACCAAGCAAGUCUAUUUCUGAACAGAACUCCGACUUGCCUAUUGAAAACAAAAACAACAUUCCUUCUCCCGAAACCCAUGCAUUUGGAUGUUUUUCAAUACUUCCUUGUCUCGGUGCUUGGAAAGUAUACUUAAACCAAGAAGUGGUGCUUCCAGGCCUAUCCUUGGCCUUGCUGUUUUUUACGGUACUCAGGUACAUCUUUAACCUAACACUAUUGAUUGUCUUGGGUUUCAGUCUCACAGAGAGAAAUAGAAAAAAUGACAUACUUUGUUGGUCUUCGUGCAGCUUUGGUUCUCUGAUGACUGCUGUCUUGGAAUGGGAAGGCAUACCUGCAUAUCAGAUAGGUAUAGCCCGAGGCAUAAGUGCUAUUGUAGGAAUAACAGCAACCUUUACCUAUCCAAUUCUAGAGUCGAAAAUUGCAACUCUUAGGACUGGACUUUGGUCCAUUUGGUCUCAGUGGUCAAUUCUUCUUAUAUGUGUUGGUUCUAUAUGGGUCAAAAACAAGCUACCAUCUGCAUAUAUGUUAAUGAGUGGCGUUGCAGCAUCUCGUCUUGGAUUAUGGAUGUUCGAUUUAGCUGUCAUCCAACAAAUGCAGGACCAAGUGCCAGCCUCUGAUCGCUGUAUUGUGGGAGGGGUCCAGAAUUCCAUCCAGUCUGCUAUGGAUUUGUUAGGUUAUAUCAUGGGAGUAAUUGUCUCUAAUCCAGAGCACUUUUGGGUGUUGAUAUUGAUAUCCUUCGUAAUAGUAACAUCAGCUGCAAUACUCUACACACUGCACAUAUGGCGUGUCCGGAAGCACUUAUUUCACUUUGAUAAGCUAUAUGGAUUAACUCAAAGAUUUCUUGGAUCAUCCUCCUGAACUAAUAUUCUAGGUGGCCUUGUAAAUUGUAAUGAACAAAUAUCACAUCAUAAAGUGUUUUUUUUUUCCUUUUAUUUUUUAUAUAGCUUCAUAAAUGGUUGGAUAAUAGAAAUCUAAUGUUUCUCCCUUUGAUCUUUUAAGGAAAUUAUUUGGUUAUCAGAUUUCCCUGUCUUUUGUUGAAAGGUUCAAAAGAGAUCAAAAGGUCUGACGUGAAAUCCAUUUUGGUGUGCCAAAAAAGUAGUGAUACAGCUACAUUUUGCUUUGUUGGGGCUAUUUUUAUUUAUAUCAGUCUCUUUUUA
Messenger RNA from Chenopodium quinoa (quinoa), 2219 nucleotides. RefSeq names its product solute carrier family 40 member 2-like. Gene Ontology annotation, molecular function: iron ion transmembrane transporter activity. Gene Ontology annotation, cellular component: membrane. Lineage: Eukaryota; Viridiplantae; Streptophyta; Magnoliopsida; Caryophyllales; Amaranthaceae. Gene Ontology annotation, biological process: iron ion transmembrane transport. The coding region runs from base 331 to 1920 and encodes 529 amino acids. The transcript has 8 exons. The record is from RefSeq and is a predicted model, not a curated record.